AUGGUGCCAGCGGUGCCCUGGGUGCCCCUGGUGCCCUGGUGCCGCGGUGCCAGCGGUGCCCUGGGUGCCCUGGUGCCGCGGUGCCAUGGUGCCCCCUGCCGGCAGCUGCAGGAGGAGUCAGUGCUGCGGUUGCUGUUCUGGGAGGCUCGGGGGCAGGUGCUGGGGGGGCGCUGCCCGGUGGACCCCCCCCAGGCGCUGGAGCUGGGGGCCCUGGCCUGCCGCCUGCGCCUGGGCCCCUACCGCCCCGCGCUGCACAGCGCCCCCUGCCUGCGGCCCCUGCUGGGGGAGCUGCUGCCGCCGGCGCCGGCGCGGGGGGGCCUGUGGGGGGCGCUGCUGAGGAGGGGGCCGCGGCAGCCCCCCCCCGAGGAGGGGCUGCUGGAGGCCUUCUCCCGGACCCCCGGCCCCGAGGCCGCCCCGGCCCAGCUCUACCGAGACUUCCUGCGGCGCUGCCACCCCCUGCCGGCCUACGGCUGUGCCUUCUUCCCGGGGGCCAUCGAGCGGCCCGGGGGGGGGCUGCUGGCCCGGGGGGGGCUGCGCCCGGUCAGCGUCGCCGUGGGGCUGGAGGGGGUCACCAUCAUCGACCCCCGGGACAAGCACGUGCUGCUGUCCCUGACCUACCCCGAGCUGUGCUGGGAGCUGGUGGGGGCCGUGGGGCAGGGCGGGGCCGAGCCCUCGGAGCCCCCCCAGCUGUGGCUGGAGUUCGACGGCGACCACCAGGGGGCGCCAGUGAACCGCCUGCUGCGCAUCUUCUCCCCACAGGCGGAGCUGAUGAGCGCGCUCAUCCAAUGCUGCAUCGAGCUGGGCGGGGCGGAGCCGCCCCCCGCGCCCGAGACCACGCCCCCCGCGGCCGCGCCGGGCGCCCCCUUGCGGCGGGAGGACAGCGUCAGCCGGCCGCGCCUGCAGCGCCUGCGCACCAUCGACUACGUGCGGGAGGGUGAGGAGCUGCGGCGGGUGAAGCCCCCCCGGCGCUCGGUGUCCUUCUUCGGGAGGGGAGGGGGCGCCGAGGGGCAGCGGCGCCGCCGCCAUUUUGAGAGGUACCUCAGCCGCCGCCGCCAUUUUGAGAGGUACCUCAGCCGCCGCCGCCAUUUCCUUAGGUGA
Molecule: messenger RNA, 1098 nt
Organism: Dryobates pubescens (Downy woodpecker)
Lineage: Eukaryota; Metazoa; Chordata; Aves; Piciformes; Picidae
Gene: FRMD8
Product: FERM domain containing 8
Exons: 7
Coding region: 1-1098 (365 amino acids)
Biological process (GO): negative regulation of canonical Wnt signaling pathway
Cellular component (GO): cytoskeleton; plasma membrane
Source: RefSeq, a predicted model, not a curated record